AUGGAAGACCUCCUUCCUUUGAGAAAAGAUUUUCAAUUACACAAUCAUAAGAUCGUAGGCAAAGGAUUAUUUUGCCCUAGAGUAAGUAAAGAACAAUUAUCAUUAAAAUCAAAUACUCCAAACUCAACCAUCGCGUCUAUUGUAUCGACAUUAAGCAAGCAACCAGGAGUUCAUACUCCAAAUUAUUUAAAUGCUGCUGGAUUUCAAUAUACGGGUGUGAGCGAUACAGCUCGCUGCAAAGACUGUGGACUUGAGGUAUCGAAUUGGACGGUAACCAUGCAACCAAUUACUAUCCAUUCAAAACAAAGACCUGAAUGUCCCUUCAUUCUAUCCCUGAAACAAUCUGUAAUAUCAAAUAAAGCUUUCACUUCAUUAGCAACUACUACUAUUCGAAGCAUACCAAUAAAAACUGAACCAGAAAAUCCAUCAAAACGCCAAAAAAUUGAACCAAGUAAUUCAGACAUUUCAUCAAAUACGUUAGUGGAAACAAAUCUACUGAAACAAGUAAGACGAAGAACGUUUUCUCAUUGGCCACAUCGUACAAUUCCAUCAACGGCACAAAUGAUAGAAUCUGGCUUUUUCAACUGCAAUGUGGGUGAUCGAGUAAUAUGUAUUUAUUGUAAUUUGAUAUGUCAACAAUGGACACCACACACUGAUGAUCCAUGUGAAGUACAUAAAACUCUCUCGCCCAGCUGUAUAUACGUUACAGCUAAAUUAAUUCGUCCUGCAGCUUCAUCUAUAAUUAUUGUAAAUGAAAACUCAACAAGUACAACGGUAAAUAUGAAUUCAUCAACAGCAACUGGUCUCGAUCCAUUAAGAUCUAAUGAAAUAGUAUUUACAGCUGCAUGCAAUCCUGCUUAUACUGAAAUACCAAAACGCCACGCAUCAUUUGGUCUCUGGCCAGCUGAAAAUUUACCAUCAGUCGAUGAUUUAGUUCGAGCAGGAUUUUUUUAUACAGGCACUAAAACUAUUGUGACUUGUUUUUAUUGCAAUGGAUCAUUACAGAAUUGGGGUCCAAAUGAUAAUCCAAUGAUUGAACAUGCUCGAUGGUUUCCACACUGUGCCUAUGCUAAACAACUUUGUGGUGAUGAUUUGUAUCGAAAAAUUCAAGAAUCAAAACGAGCCCAACAAGAACGUGCUAGAGCAAAUGAAUCAAAAGAAAAAGCAACUCUAGGUAUGCCAGCAAGUACUACUACUACUACCUCAACUACAACAAACAAUCGACAGUUACUAAUACCUGAUGAAAGUACUCUAUCCCGACUUGUUGCAGCUCGACUAGAUCUACCAAUUUCACAACGUUUAUUGGAUCAAAAAUUUAAACUAUCUAUUAUCAAACGAUGUUGGGAAGAUCAAUUAAGAUUGAAGCAAGAUGACUUUAUAUCAGAGUGUGAUUUAUAUAUUGCUUGUUUGAUUCUUCAGAAACAAAUCGAACACAUUGAUGGUAAAAAGGAAAACAUUGUUAUACCAAGUAUAAGAAUGAAACAAAUUAGAGAACAGAAUGAAAUGCGUACUCAAGAACAAACAUUAGCUACAACUCAAUCGAUGACGAAUUCUACUGAUGCUGAUAUGACUACAUCAUCUCCAUCGUCAACAAAUGAAUCUAUAUCUCCGCAAUCUUCAGUUGAUUCCACAACAAAAUCAACAACACCUGCAAAUCAAACCGAUAUAAAGCCCAGCAAAUCAGUACCUUCAACGAGCAAUGAACAAGAUCAAUCAGUGAAUUCAACAUCAUCAAAUCCUUGUGUCCUUUGUUUAACAGAAGAGAAGAGAUUAGCUUGUAUACCUUGUGGUCAUUUAGCAACAUGUGUACCAUGUGGUCAUUCAUUACGAUCGUGUCCAAUCUGCCGAAGAGAGAUCGAAGCUUUCGUCAGAAUCUAUAUCUGA
Molecule: messenger RNA, 1884 nt
Organism: Adineta steineri
Lineage: Eukaryota; Metazoa; Rotifera; Eurotatoria; Adinetida; Adinetidae
Source: the annotation of a GenBank genome assembly